Messenger RNA from Trifolium pratense (red clover), 946 nucleotides. Its product is annotated as V-type proton ATPase 16 kDa proteolipid subunit. NCBI's taxonomy places the organism in Eukaryota, Viridiplantae, Streptophyta, Magnoliopsida, Fabales, Fabaceae. Bases 153 to 647 code for a protein of 164 amino acids. Gene Ontology annotation, cellular component: proton-transporting V-type ATPase, V0 domain. The record is from RefSeq and is a predicted model, not a curated record. Gene Ontology annotation, molecular function: proton-transporting ATPase activity, rotational mechanism. Gene Ontology annotation, biological process: proton transmembrane transport. The transcript has 3 exons.
CAAUCAUCCACGUUCCUUCACUAACCAUUUUCAUCUUUCUACGGAAACAGAGAUCGGAACUAAGAACCUCUCUUUCUUUCUCUCCGUCACAAAAAUCGGAUCGGAAAACCGUUGUUCUUAGAUCAGAUCUAUUCUACGUCGUUGCAGUAGGAAUGGCUCCAUUCAGCGGCGAUGAAACGGCACCGUUUUUUGGCUUCCUUGGAGCCGCAGCUGCUCUCGUUUUCUCCUGUAUGGGAGCUGCCUAUGGAACAGCAAAGAGUGGUGUUGGUGUAGCUUCGAUGGGUGUGAUGAGACCGGAGCUGGUGAUGAAGUCUAUUGUACCUGUUGUUAUGGCUGGUGUUUUGGGUAUUUACGGGCUUAUUAUUGCUGUUAUUAUCAGUACUGGAAUUAACCCAAAGGCCAAAUCUUAUUACCUUUUUGAUGGUUAUGCACAUCUCUCCUCUGGUCUUGCUUGUGGACUUGCCGGCCUAUCUGCCGGUAUGGCUAUUGGUAUUGUUGGUGAUGCUGGUGUUAGAGCCAAUGCACAACAGCCAAAACUUUUCGUUGGAAUGAUUCUUAUCCUCAUCUUUGCUGAAGCUCUUGCCCUUUACGGUCUCAUUGUUGGUAUUAUCUUGUCUUCACGUGCCGGUCAGUCUAGAGCCGAAUGAGAAAGGAGCUGUGUUGCAAAAUAUUCUUUGACCGCAAACCUUCUUAUUAAGAGGGUGAGAGGUGAAUUUUUAGUUGCGCUGUUAUUAGUGAAAACAAUAGCUCCACUUGUCAUUGAUGGUGUUUGUAUAAGUAGUCUAUCUUUGCUUAAUAAAGCUUUUAAAGCUUCGUCCUUUUUUCCUUAUGAUGAAAUGUGUCAUGCCAUAUUAUAUGAGCCUAUUUUGUUUUUGCUGCUGCUGAAACUAGUGCUUGUAAUGAUUUAGUUGAGAAUAUAACUUGUAUGCAUUUGUGGAUUUUUUCA